AUGGAGUCGGAGCUCCUGAUUGGCUGGCAGCAGGAGAAGGCGGAGCUCCAGCAGGAAGUGUGUCGCCUGCAGGAGGCACUGGCGGAGAGUCGAGCUGAGGGGGAGGAGCUUCAGGCGAGGAGCAGAGUGCUGAGUGAGCGGCUGAGCCAAUCAGUGUCUCCCUCGCUCGCCCUCUCUGAGGAGGAGGAGAGGGAGUGGAGGAGGAGGCUGAGGGAGUCCAGAGAGAGGGAGGCCCGGCAGGCCCUGCUCGUCCACCGGCUGCAGAACAAGGUUUUGGAGUACAGAGAUCGAUGCCAACGUUUGGAUCUUCAGCUGGAGAACGAACACACACACCUGCUCAGCACUGAGCAGAGGAUCAGAGACGAACGCAGUGAGUCAUUGGAGAGCGCCCUCAUCAGGCUGGAGGAGGAGCAGCACAGGUCUGUCAGUCUGGCCGACACCAAUGUGCUCCUCCGGGAGCAGCUCAGCCAAUCAGAGUGGACCAACCGGGCCCUGAGGGAGGACCUCCAGAAACUGACGACCGAUUGGACAAUGGCCGUGAAGGAGGCGGAGCAGAAGGAGUCUGAUUGGCAGAGAGAGAGGGAGUGUUGGUCCUGUCAUGUGGGUCAGAACCAGGCUCAGCUGCUGUCAGUGUGGAGGUCUGUGGUUGCUCUGAGGCGACACUGUCACACCCUGAAGACUGCCGCCGACAGGGAUCUGUGGCAGCUGAGGGCGGAGUUUUCUCGUCUCUCCUCAUCCCUUCUCUCCAGCUGUGACUCCUCCAUGAGGCUCAGGGCUCGUCACACCUCCUCACCCUCAGACAUGCCUCCACCUCUGUCCUCCACUCUAGUCCUCCGUCCUCUAGACUCCUCGGCUGCUGGACAGCCUCCCAUCUGCUCCUCCACACUGGGGACCUUCUCCUUAGGAGAGCUGGAGAACAGAGAGGAGGAGAUAAAGGAGAAGACAAAGGAGGAGGAGAUGAAGAUGGAGGAGAUGAUGGAGAGGUUGAAGGAGGAGCAGCAGGGAGUUCUGUCUGAGUUGCAGCUCGUCCAUCAGACUGAGGUGUCAAAGCUGCAGCAGCGGGUUGUGGAGCUCUCUGGCUCGCUGCAGGAGGAGGUCAUUCAGAAGGAGGUGAUGGAGAAGGAGGCUGAGAGACUCAGAGGAUCAGAGAGAAGCCUUCAGUCUGUCAGUCAGGCUGUGAUCAGACUGUCCAGAGUCCUGAGCACUAGUGUGUCCCCGGACGGCGUCCUCGGCCUGGACCUGUCCUCCCUGCUGUCUGUCCUGUCCCACGCUGAGAGCGCCCUCCGCUGGAGACACGAGGAGCUGGAGGGGGUGGAGCUUUCUCUUCGGCGCUUUGGCGAGGACAACACGACCCUGAAGCUCCGCCUGGAACAGCUGGAGGACGACAACCUACAGCUGAACACACAAACACAACACACACAACAGGAGCUCACACACACCGUGGACCUACUGAGCAGAGAGCAGCAGGAGUCGUCCUCCCUCAGACUGCAGCUGCAGGAGCUCCACAGAGACAGAGACCGACUGCAGCAGCUGGAGGCUCAGACGCACCGACGAGUGGAGGCGGAGCAGUUGGAGAACGUCCAGCUGUCAGAGAGAGAAGCUCUGCAGAGAACAGAGAUCCACAGUCUGAAGGGGGCGUUAGAGAGAGAGCAGCUGGACAAGCAGAGGGCAGAAGAAGAAACUGCUGAUGCCAGAGAUGCACUCCACAAGUCCAGAGAGGCUGUGUUGCGCCUCUCAUCCUCGGAGAGUUUGUUGAGACGGGAGGUGGAAGAAGGACGGGACGCUCUGGACAAGAUGGCCGCCCUGAACUCAGUUUUGGCCUCAGAUAAGAGAGAGCUGAACAAACAGCUGCUGCAGCUGGAAGGUGAGCUGACCGACAGCCAAUCACAACUGCAGGCUCUGAGGUCAGAGGUCAGCUCUCUGCAAAGAGUGGUCAAAACCCUCAACAUGGACUACAGCCAGCUCAGAUGGGGAAAAACAGAAAAGGAGGUAAAGGAGCAAAGAGAGGAACUGAGGAAGACAGUGGAGGAGAGGAAAAGCCUGGAGAACAAAGUGAAGGAGAGGCAGGAGGUGCUGAGGAGGGUGAAGGAGGAGAAGAGGAGACUCGAAGACAAGCUCAGAGAGAAGGACAAAGACAUGGAGGAGUUGAGGGAGGAGCUGAGGAGAGAACAGGAGGAGAAGAGGAGGAUAGAGGAGACUGAGAAGAGUCAGCAUCUGUUGGUGGAGGAGAGAGGGAGGUCCAGGGUGAGACAGGUAGAGGAGGAGAAGAUAGGACUGUCGCUGGAACUGAGGAGGACGGAGAGGGAGGUGACAGCUCUCAGAGAGGAGGUGCAGAGGGAGAGGGAGGAGUCACAGGAGGAGCUGAGGAGGACCAGAGAGGAGCUGAGAAAGCAGCAAAGGCAGAAAGACGAGAUACAGGAGGAGAUAGCUGUUCUGAAGGAGGCGCAAAGGCAGAAGGAGGAGGAGUGGAGGUUAAAGGAGAUAAAGAGGAGCCAGGAGGAGAGAUGGCAGAAAGAGGAGGUGCAAGAGGAGCUGAGGAGGACUGAUAACAAACUGACAGUUAUCACAGAGGAGCUGCAACAGGAACAGAAGGAGAAGGAGGAGAAACAGGAGAAGCUACUGAGGGCAGAGGAGGAGGUGAGGAGGAGCAGAGAGGAGAUGCAGAGGGAGAGGGAGGACUUACAGGAGGAGCUGAGGAAGCAACAAAAAGAGAAGAAGGAGAUACAGGAGAAGUUUGUGAGGGCAGAGAAGGAGGUGUGUACCCUCAGGGAGGAGCUGCAGAAAGAAGAGAAGGAGAAGAAGGAUGAGCUGAUGAAGAGAGAAGGAGAUGUAACAGCUCUCAGAGAGGAGGUGCAGCAGGAGAGGAGGAGGAAGGAGGAGGUGCAGCAGGAGCUGAGAGGAGUCCAGCAGAGUGUGGAGGUGAUGACGGAGAGGCUGAACUCCCUGCAGAGUCAGGAGGAGAAGGAGCAGAGACAGAGGGAGGUGGACAGGCUGAUGGUGGAGAAGGAGGAGAAGGAGAUUCAUAUCAACCUCCUAAUGGAGAGAAUGCAUCAAGCAGAUGAGGAGAAGGAGAAACUAGAAGAGGAGGCGAAGAGGAUGGAGGUCAGGUUCAGAGAGGAGGAGGUAAAGAUAGAGGACAGGUGGAAGGAGGAGGAGAUGCAGAGGGUCACAGAGAUGGAGGCGCUCUGCGACCGGAUGGACAGAUUAGAAAGAGAGAAGGAGGAUGGAGAGAAAGAGGUGCACCGACUGAGAAGUAAAACAGAGGAGGAGGUCCAGAGAUGGAGGACGAAGGUGGAGAAGCUGGAGGAGGACAUCAUCAGGCUGAGAAAGGAAACGUUCACAUUACAGGAGGACACAGAGCAAGAGAGGAGGAAAAAGGAGGAGGAGGCCAGGAAUCUGACGGAGAGGCUGCAGGAGAGAGUGGCGGAGGUGGAGCUGCUGAGGGUGAGGCUGAACGUGGCCACCGAGGAGUGCGAGGAGGUGAAGGAGGAGGUGCAGAGGAGGGAGCGCAGCCUGGAGCGACAGAUCAGUGCUGUCAGGGAGCGGGAGGAGGAGGUGCAGCAGCUAAGAGAGCAUCUGAAGCUGCUGCAGGAGCAACAGGAGGACGGAGAGAGGGAGCACCGGGAGGUGGAGGUCAGGCUGAGACAGAAGAAGCAGAGGGAGGAGCAGCUAGAGGAGCUGCUGACCCAAACCAGGGCGCUGCUGGAGGACGAGAGGAGACGAGGAGGACAGAAAGACAGCAGGAUCUCCUCCCAGGACAAGGAGCUACAGGAGGCCCGGACCCAGAGUGACAGAGCCAGAAGGAGAACCAGACAGAUGGAGGAGCACCAGCACUGUCUGGAGGAAGAGCUGAAGGAGUUCAGGGAGGAGGCAGAGCUCAGAGCAGCAGAGGCAACCAAACUCAAACACCUCCUUACAGAGAGAGAGGAGGAGACGCAGCAGCUCAGAGCACUGCUGGAGGAGGGAGAGGAGGAGGACAGGCAGCUGUCUGCGCUGAGUCAGAGCAGAGACAGAGCCAGGGAGGAGGUGAAGGACAAGGAGGAGGAGACGCAGCAGAUGAAGGAGGGUCUGAGGGCGGCGCUGGAGGAGAUGACCACGCUGAAGGUCCUGCUGCAGGAGAGCCACGCCGAGGGGGAGCGCCUGAGGAGCACUCUGGAGGAGAAGAAGGAGGAGCUGGAGGAGGCCGAGGAGAGGAGGAGGAGCAGGGUGGAGGAGAUGGAGGCGGAGCAGCAGGAGAAGCUGAACGCUCUCAACUCAGAGAUCCAGACACUGAAGGUCAGAGAGCAGCAGGUGGAGCAGGAGUGGAGGUCCAGGCUGGAGGAGAGCCGGGCUGAACUGAGCCGGGUCAGAACCACCAUGGAGGAGCAGAACACACAGACCUCCUCUCUGAGGGAGGAGACGGAGCUGUCCUCCAUGAAGCAGGAGGAGCUGAGGAGGCUGCUGAGGCAGAGCCGAGCUCAGGUGUACUCUCUGACCCAGAAGACAGGUGAGCUGGAGAAGGACAGAGACCGAGUCCGAUUGGCUCUGGAGCAGACAGAGGCAGCUAUGAUUGGCUACAGGGAACGAGUCCACCAACAGGAGCAGAGCCCAGGGGCGGGGCCUAACACAGAGGAGGCUGUGGGGGACAGACUGGAGGUGCUGCAGCGCCUGGUGGCUGAACUGGAAGUGGACCAGAACCGACUGAACAGGAAGAACUCACAACUGGAGAGUCACAGAGACAAGCUGAGGAGAGAGAGAGACACUCUGAGAGACACUCUGAGACAGGUGGAUGCGGAGCGCUGGAGGCUCAGACAGCAGCAGACCGGCAGCAGAUCUCAGUCAGCUGACACCACCGAAGAAGAACACCUGAGGAGCAGAGUGAGGGAGCUGGAGGACCAGGUGAGGCAGCUCCGCCUCUCAUUGGCUGAGGAGCAGCAGCAGACGGUGGAGUUUAUCCAGCAGUCGUCCAGAAACAGCCAAUGGCUGCUCUCGCUGAGACACGACCUGAAUGAGUCGCUGGACGCCGUCACACGCCACCCGGUUCCGUCCGUCCUGCAGUCUGAGACGCAGCGAUUGGACCGCAGCCUGAGGGAGGAGGAGCUUCGGAUGUCCCUCAGCCAGUCGUAGCUCCCCAGGAUAAACGGUGGAACUGUAAAGCUGGACAGGCUCAGAAACACCUGGAUGUUCCACAUUUUGCUGAGUUUCUGAAAGGAUGGUGAUCAGCACCCAGGUGUCAAGCUGCCUUCUGAUUGGCUGUUUACAUCACCUGUAAUGUCUCGAUCCAGUGUGUGUGAUUGGACAGUUCAGUAGAAGAAACACAACACUAAAGUAAUGCAGAGAUGGAUCCAACGCGUGACCCUUCCAGGCCUCCGUAGCUUCACGUCUGUCCACAGUGGAGCUGCAACAAGUGAUCCAUGAUCAGCUGUUAAUCAUCUCUGAGUGUUUCUUCAAUGAGACUACGUUCUCUGGUUUCAGAUCCUUCAGUGAACAUCUUCUGGGUUCUUUCCUCUGUCACUGGACAUCUUUGGACUAAACGAGACGUCUGAGGAAACUCUGGUCAACAUGUUUCACCAUUUUCUGACAUUUUAGACCAAUCAGCUGAUCGAUUGAUCCAGAAAAUAAUCCUCAGUGGAAACAUUGAUGAGCUGCAGCUUCUGUUAAAUGUGUGUUUAUGAACCAGUUAUUGUUCUGCAGACAGUUAUUGAUCAGUAUUGAUCAGAAGGUCUGGCUCCAUGUUUACACACUUAUUUAUUGUUGUUGUUUUUACAUCUGUUUAUUUAUUGGAGUCAGACCUCUGACUACAUUUCCCAUGAUCCUCCAGUCUGAGCUGGAGGUCAGAGGUCAGAUAUGUUUUUGUAUUUUGUUCAAUAAACUGUGGAGCUGGACAGUGUUCCUCACUGACAGCCUUCAGCUUCACGUGUCUAA
Stegastes partitus (bicolor damselfish) is the source of this 5904-nucleotide messenger RNA. RefSeq names its product trichohyalin. The transcript is spliced from 25 exons. The record is from RefSeq and is a predicted model, not a curated record. Bases 1 to 5106 code for a protein of 1701 amino acids. NCBI's taxonomy places the organism in Eukaryota, Metazoa, Chordata, Actinopteri, Pomacentridae.